GUUCGAGCCGCUUGAGCGAAGUGAAAAAGAACACCACCAAAGCCCAAAGAGCGCUGCUCUCUCGUCGUCAGUCGCAUUUCAGACCCGCAAAUUGAAAGGACGGAUUUUGGUGGUCGUUCCCGAAACGUACCCAAUUUUCCCAUUUUGGACAAGUUUCUGGGAAGUGUUGCUGAAAAAGUGUUUUGCACUUUUAGUACGAAUUGCAAACGUCAAAGUCGAAAGAGAAAUUUACAAGUGUUCAAAAGAAAAUUUAUGCUGCAUUUGGAGAUUGAAAGCAGUGCUUUUAUCCAAUUUUUUCUUCACUUCGAAAUAAGGUCAAUAGACGUGAGAGAUUCUGACAGCAUAAUAUACUGAAAAAAAAAGGUUUCUCCGGCAUUUUUUCCUCGAUUCAACAAAUAAAAAGAACUUGUGAAGUGAUUUUUGUAUUCUAUACACUACCAAAUUAAAAACUCAUAAAUAGACACUAAUCACGGCAAAUUCUUUUUUCAGAAACAAAAAAAAAAUUGUUUUAUUCCGAAAAGACAUUUUAUCAGUGACACAAAGUUCUGACGAAAAAAAAAAAGCAAAAAACCGCCAAAAGAAUCCUGCAAGAUUGCGGAAAAAGAGACAGAAGCAUUAGAAUUUUGCAAAAAUUGAGAAAAUAUUCUUUAUAAAAACUGGGUGGAAGAGACACAUUUCUCAUCACUUUAGGCGGCAAAAUCCUUGAUAUGCCUAGUAAAGUGACGACAAUUGCAGUGAAUGAUAAAAAGUGCAAAUCCAGAGUGAAAAUUCAUUGUACAUUUAUCAACAAACAAGUGACUAAUAGUUGCAAAAUAGUUCGAAGGAUUUACUAAAAAACAAAAUAAGUGACAUUUUAUAAAGAAACAAAAAACAUCGCUGCUGUGAACUUAGAUUGCAGCACAAAAAAAAGACAAAGUUUUAUUUUCAAAAUUUUAUUUUAUUUUUUUUUAAUUUUGAAAACUUAUUUUAUCCCAAAAGAUUUUUUUUCUGGGAAAAGUGAAAAAAUCUUCUGAAUUCUGUGCAUCUCUACCUGUAAAAGAAAAUAUCUGGACAUAUUUUAUUGGAACAUUAAAUCAGGACAUUUCAAAGCGAACGAAACGGUUUCAUUGGUGUUUUUGAAGCACACGUACAAUUUUGGACUACAAUAUUUCAGAGAAGAUUCUCUUUUGCAAAGAUAUGCCCGUAAAAGUAGAAAUGAUGGACGAUAUGGAGUUUACACCAUCUUAUCAAUCCCCGGAAUUUGAGUGGGAAUACAAUGUCUUGGAUCUGCCAUCAUCGGAGUUUAUGGCUUCGGUGGAGGAUGCAGAAGGUCUAUUCCUUGGUUUGUCAGAUAUAUGCCCACUGAGACCGCCAUCGCCACUUUUGUCACAGUCCUUGAAGCAUCAGUUGCUCCAUAAUCAUGACUGUAUGUGGAGCGGACAGUGUGGUGAUCAUUCGGAUAAGACAAAAUGCCCUGGCAAUCACGGGCCACCAUCACCUAUACUCAAUGGUGAUCCAAUAAUGUCGAGUGGGGUGGAUAAGCCCAAGUCACUGAUUAAGAAUACAACAUCUCACAAUAUCCCAGCUGGGGGAUCACUCCUGCGCUACAAUCAGCAGAAUAAGAAGAACCCCAUGCUGUCAAAUACCGGGCGGGUGGCUGUUAAGAAGCAAUGUGACAUCCUAAGACCCGAUACACCCCUAAGUCUCGAUAGCGAUCCACCGGAAUUUAAGCAUUCAUUCGACUUAGCUGCAUGCACAGUGGGUUCGAACAAGUGGAAUCUCUCAAAUACCGAUGAUGAUGCCAAGAUUAUUACAAUGCUUAAGGAACACCUCGAGGAUGCAUCUGAUGGGAAGAAUGACAAUUUUAAAGCAUUAAUGGGGACAUACAGAUCAAAUUCCCUAUCUGACCUACUAACAGACAUUAAGACACUGUCCGACUACGAGGAGGAGGACGAGGCUGAAGAUAGUGCCAUAGAUACGGAUCACGAUGACAUUGUUGCAUCACUUAGUCGCCAGGAAUCGUGUAGUGUGUCACCACAAAUGGUCUCAUCGCCAAUAUCAUCCUCACAGUCGUCAAUGUCGAGUACGGGAUCCCACACAGCAGGUGCAACGACUGGAUGCGUUGAGGCUCACAGCGAUCAUUGCUACACACGAAGUAUUGAUCUCAGCGGAUUGGGCGUUCAGACACCUUCCGAUUCCGAAGAGGAAAUCGAUGUUGUUUCCGUAGGCGAUAAGACAUUACCAACGAAUCCAAGUGCAAGGGAUCGACGCACGAUACAGACCACAAUAUCGGACAGAAUAGUUAAGACAACUCCGAGGGGUUUGAAGACAAUUCCACCAAGGAGGAUUGCACCUGACACACAUGGACAUAUGACGGGACGAACGAAAAUGUCGCAUUCCGUGUCUGCCAGCCCGUAUGUGCAUACAUCGAGGAAUAGUGGGUACAAGGGGCAGACUGUACGGAAGGGCAAAAAUGACACUGGACGCAAGAGGUCAGGCUCAAAAUUGGAUGGGCCUGCCUCGAAGAAGCACAAAGGCAAGAAGGGUCGUGUGUCAAAUACAAAAAGUGCCCGUGCUAGCGAUAUUUGUGAGCAAGAUUCAAUUGAAAAGAGGAAUUUGCACAAUGAUAUGGAACGUCAGAGGCGGAUAGGGUUGAAAAAUUUGUUCGAGGCCCUUAAAGCGCAAAUUCCAAGUCUCAGGGACAAUGAGAGGGCACCAAAAGUUAAUAUUCUGCGCGAAGCCUCAAUACUGUGCACACAACUCCACAAUGAGAGUGAACGAUUGAAUAACCUCAAGAGACACCAUGCUAAUAUCCAAAAUCGCCUAAAAGUCAUCCGGGGGCAUCUCACAUCCAGCAAUGUACCAGUCCCCGAGUAUGCAUAUUAAGGACCUUUUAAAAGCUCUUAGGAAUGACGUAGACAAAAGGAGUUGAGAAAAAAAAAUUAAACCAUAUCUAUUAUAUGGUUUUAAACCACGUUUUACGAAACGUUCUAUUGAUCUCUUUACAUAGUUUAUAAGGAAAAAUAAGCAAAAUGGUAGAAAGAAAAAUGGUUUGGUUGUAAAUAUAAUGAUAGUAUUUUUGAAAUUGAAAAAAAAUUAAUGAAAGUUUUGAUUCUUUAAAGAAAAACUAAUAAUAUAAGAAAUAUAUAAAAAAUAUUUAAAUUCAUUAUAGGAAAGAAAAAAAUAUUAAAUCAUGCUAUUUAGAUUUUUAGACUGUAGGACAACAAAUUUGCAAGAAAAAGAAAGGAAAUCCUUUCUGAUUUUUUUUUUUGAAAUCAUAGACAGAAAAAACGUAAUGAAAAUGCACAAAAUGCAAAUUUUUUUAAACAUGAUAUUUAGAAUUGAUAUUUGUGUCCAAAGUAUCAUUACUUUUUUUUUAUCUACAACUUUGAAUACUUUUUAUGGGAAGUUUUUUUUUAAUGCAAAAAAGGAACGUGAUGAAUUAUUUUUAGAUAGGACAAGUUUUUUUAAAACAAUUUUGAUGCGCUAGAUGGAAAAAAAAUAUUAAAAAGAAAAAGCUUGGACACAAAUUAAUAGCAGUGCCAAUGUGAGAGAACAUUUCUUUCUAAAUAAUAAUUUUAUAAUGUAAAAAAAUGAAACUAAUUAUUGUUCUUUACACUAAAAAAAAUGCAAAGAAGCUCUUUUUCUAUUGAAAAAAAAAAUGCAAAACCAUAUUAAAUAUUUAAAGAACUUUACACAUUUACUUAUGGGAAAAAAUGGUUAGCCUAUUUCCCUGCUAAAUACAUAUUCAAAAUAUUAUAUUAAAAAAGACAAAUAUGCAAAGUAAGAAGAUAUAAAAAAUCUAUAUAAAAGGAACUAUAUAAGUGUAAAAUGAAGUAUAUAUAUUUUGUAAAUAUUUCUUAGAUAGGAACUUAAAAAUUAAAUUGAUAGAUAUUUUCUUCUUUUUACAAUUUGAAAGUGGAUUUAUAUAUAUAAAAAAGAAAAUAGCAGAUUUGUAAAAGAUGUAUACAUAUUUUUUCAUGAUACAGAAAGAAUGAUAUAUAUAGAAUUCCUUUUAAAUUUAGAAAACAAAAAGAAGGAAAAGUUUAAUAAAUAGGCAUUUUUGAGGAAUGAAGUAAUAAAAUAAUACAUAUUAUGCAAAAGUGAUUGAAAAAUUAAAAUUUGGUAGUAUGAAGUAAUAAUGUACAUUUGCUAUGGUGGACUAUCACAACAACAUUUUUUUUUAUUAAAUAUAAUGAAAACAUUUAAAGUCAUUGUAAAUUAGAAAAAAAAAGAAGAAAAGAAUUAUUAAUAACGAAAUAUGUUCUAAAACAAAAUUUAAAAAAAACAAGAUGUAUAUUUAACUAGGGCAUAGGGAAUUUUUCCAAAAAGAAAAAUGCAGAUUAAUGAAUUCAAGAUGCAUUUAAUUUUUUUUUAGUUAAUGUGCAUAUUUUUAGUAAGUUGUUAGUUUAUAUUGAAAAAAAAAGCAGAAAAAAUAACUUCAUUUUUUUUUUAAAUAAUUUGAAAAUAAUUUUAUAUCAGAGUGUGACAAUCGAGUCACUAUUAUUUUCUUUAUUUUAUUUUUAUUUUUUGCUUUAUAUAUUUUGAAAAAUUGUGCUACCAAAUAUAAGAUUUAUAAUUUUAAUAACAGAAAAGGUGAAAUUUUUAAAAAGAACAUUACAGUAAAAUAAAUCUAAAUUAAAUUACAUAUUGCAAUUUUGAUGAAAGAUAUUAUAUCAUUACAGAACACAAGAAUUAAAAAAUACACGUAGUUUGUAUUUUAUUAACAAAAUAAUGAAGAGAAAAAAUAUUUUGAAUAGUGAUAGAAUUUGAAGAAAAAAAAAUACAUUUUACAUUGGAAUUAAUAAUGAAGAAUAUUGAAGAUGAAAUUCUAUAAUUAUAAUGUAUAAAGAAAUAUUAGAAUAUUCAAAUUGUGAAUUCUCUAUUAGUUUUCAUUUUCUACCUUUUCUUUUUUUAUUUUUUGGCUUUUAUAUUACUUCACAAUUACAAUAGGUGCCACGUGAAUUUUUUUUUGUAAUAAAUUGUUUUGCAUUUGGCAUGAAAAUUAUUCUUUUAUUAAUUUUUGGUUUUUCAUUAUUGCUGUUGGAAAUACACAAAAAAGAGAAAUUAAGUUAGUUUUUUUUCACAUUUCAUUUUAUUGCAAGUUUCCCAAUUUUAGACACUAUUAGUUUUCAUUUGUAUUGAACGCUAAAAAAAAACGUUUUUUUUCCUUUACUAAUAGGUAGGUGACGAAAUUUAAAAGAGUUGAAUUUUAUUGUGAUUUUUUUUUAUUAUUCAUUAAAUUUACUUAGAUUUUUUUUAUUUCAAUUAACUUUAGAUAAUAGUAAAAGAAAAAUGUAGAUUUACAUAAAGGUGUUUCUUCUUAUUAAUUAGCUAAAAAACAUUAUGAAAAAUAUGAAAUACUUCAACGAGUAUUUUGUAUUUUUUGGAGUUUUCUUUUUUCUUUAAUUUUAAGUAGGAAUUUUAAUUUUUUUCUAAUUGUAAUAGAAAUUCUAUGAAAAUAAAAAAAAAUACUUGAGAAAAAAAUAGAUGAUGAAAUAAUGCAAUUUUAAAGUAAUAACAGAAACCAAAAAUAAAGAAAUUUAGGACUUUUAUGGUAAACGCUGUUUCGUGGUGAAAAAACAACAAAAAUUACAAAAAGAAAAAUAAAACAUAAAUGAGUUUGAGAAUAAAAAUUGGGACCAAAUUUUAUUUAGUUUGCCUGGGAUAUGGGAAUUUUAUCCGAAAAAAAACUGAAAUACAUAAAAUGCAAUAGAUUACGCUUAAAGGAUUCUUCCGCAACGUUCCUUCUUUUACAUCCAAUCAGACACAAAAAAAAACACAUAAAAACUGCAACAUAGAGAAUUGCAUUUGUUUUUCCUAGUAUAGAGCAACGAUACAUGCGUUUUACCAUAAGUGGAUAAAAAAUAAGAUGCAACAUUUAAUGAAAAAAAAAAAGUUAAUUAAACCCCACACGUUUUAAUUGGCGACAAAAAAGUGUUAAUAAGAUUUAUAGAGGAGUAUAUAAGUAGAUUUUUUAAUACCGAUAAAAUAGUAAUUUGCAAGAAAAAAUUUUUUUUAAAGACAAAAACAAAACGAAUUGAAACUCAAAAAAUACGAAAUAGAAUAUGCAACCAUGUGCCGUGUUUAAUAAAAUAAAAAAAAAGAAAAGAAUACUGCCUCGCUUUAUUCAGCAAAGUAAAGGAAACAAAUAAAAAAAUAUUGUUAUUAAUGAAAAAAAAAAACGAAAGACAUUUUUAAAAUCCAAACACUUUUCCUCAUUGGCCCCAUACAGCACAAUAAGAAAAAACACAAAAAAAGUAAAUAAAAAAGAAGAAAAUUAAAGACGCUAAAGAAACUGCGAAAGAUUGAACAAUUAAGAAUGAAAAGAAAAAUCUUAAGAAUACACAUCUGUUAUCAAAAGUACCUGGAAUUAUUAACUAAUUUAGUGUAUAACAUUUAAUAUGUUUUUUUUAUCAUUAUUAAACAUAAGAAUAUACAAUGCAAAGUAUGUUUAGAUUAGCAUUUCUUUUUCUAAUUAAAACUAAAUUCUCAUUACAGAGAAAACUACAUUUAAGGAAAAAAUAUUAAACAAAAAAAUAUUUAAAAAUAAAAAAAAUCAUGUUAAAAGAAUAAAGGAAAAAACAUAGUGCAGGCUUAACACUAAAAUUCUUGUCGCCAAUUAAUUGACAAAAAAAAUUCUGCUUUUGACAAAGGAAAAUGUGUAUAAAAAAAUGGAUAAUUGACAGAUAAUACAAAAAAUAAAAAAAAAAGUUUUUUGCAAAGGAGAGAGGUGUCGAAUGAAAAAAAAAAUUGUAAACUUGACUCUUUUUUAAAACAAGAAAAAUGUUAUGGUUAUAAAAAACAAUAUAAUACAAUAUAUUUACUUAUUUUAUAUUUUUUCAAAACAUUUAUAUAUAUAU
Molecule: messenger RNA, 6842 nt
Organism: Lutzomyia longipalpis
Lineage: Eukaryota; Metazoa; Arthropoda; Insecta; Diptera; Psychodidae
Gene: Myc
Product: myc protein
Exons: 4
Coding region: 1177-2865 (562 amino acids)
Biological process (GO): regulation of transcription by RNA polymerase II
Molecular function (GO): DNA-binding transcription factor activity, RNA polymerase II-specific; RNA polymerase II cis-regulatory region sequence-specific DNA binding; protein dimerization activity
Source: RefSeq, a predicted model, not a curated record